Babesia ovata is the source of this 2760-nucleotide messenger RNA. Its product is annotated as replication factor C subunit. Gene Ontology annotation, cellular component: DNA replication factor C complex. The transcript is spliced from 3 exons. The coding region runs from base 1 to 2760 and encodes 919 amino acids. NCBI's taxonomy places the organism in Eukaryota, Apicomplexa, Aconoidasida, Piroplasmida, Babesiidae. Gene Ontology annotation, molecular function: DNA binding; DNA clamp loader activity; ATP binding. The record is from RefSeq and is a predicted model, not a curated record. Gene Ontology annotation, biological process: DNA replication; DNA repair.
AUGGAUAUCCGUUCCUUUUUUGGUGGCAAGAAGAAGGCCGUUUCCGCAGCUCCCGAGAAGCCGGAAACGCUUUCUCAGCUUUCUUUUACUGGCGAGCUGAAGACUACCAUCCGCCGGUCUAUAGACAAUCCGGCUGUGUCCCACGGUGUUAAACACGGCGAUUCGAACCCUGCAGCCGCAACUGCGAAACGCGAGGGUGAUGAGGAUGACGAUUCCGCCGUAGCCGGCCGGCGUAAGCGUUUGAAGAGGUUGGUCGACUCAGACGACGAAUCGGAUGAGCCACGCGACCAGCCAGGCGCAGCUGCCGCUCAAUCGCACACGGAAAGCGGUGUUACAGUGCGCAAAUAUCUGAAGGAUGAGCAGGGACGCGCCGCAUUUUCUGCGGCUGAGGGUAGACGCAAGACAAGCGAUGUGCAGCUGGACAUUGACUACUACACAACGAGUAGCAAAAAGUUGGUGAGCCUCUCAGAGAAGGUGACAAAGACACGGAGGCCAAGUGUAGAUCUGGACAGCUAUCUUUGUUCCGUUGGCAUAGGUGAUCCAGCGGGGAAAGCGUCGCCAGUCUCUAUGUUCACUUCUCCGGUCAGGAGUGGACGAACAAAACAAUCACCUAAGCCUGAAGUGGCCAAAGCUGUGGAUGUUAAACCGGAAGUGACGACGAAAUCGGCUCUUACUAAGCCUGAAGCUGGGCAUGUGGAGCCUACACUGUCUUCGAGUUAUGGUGCCUCCGACCUGUUUGGCGACAAUGAAGUGUUUUCAUCAUCGUCCAAUUCCUCUGCUGCAGCAUCUCCUGUACGACGUGCAAAGAAGACUACUACUGUAGAUGCUCCUGUUCCUGAGGGUGAGGUGGACGGUAUGCGGUUCGUAUUCACCGGGGUGUUGGAGGCCAUUGAUCGUGAUGCGGUCCUGCAACUUGUGCGCAAGAUCGGGGGGAUUCCCGUCUCUGGUGUUAGCGGGAAAACGAACUAUUUGGUGUGUGGUGAGAAGUUGGAGGAUGGACGUCCUUAUACAACAGGCACGAAAUACAAGAAGGCCGUUGAACUCAACAAGCAACAGCGCGCCGACAUACGCAUUUUAAAAGAAGCUCAAUUCUUGGAACUGAUUGAAUAUGACAAAGUGAGCCACCGUGUCGCCGAAUCAACCAAGUCGGAGGUCACCAAGGAGAAAACGCCCUCCGCUCCCCUCCCCAAAGAGGUGAACGCGACUGGGCAUAAGCUUCCGUUUUGUGAGAAGUACCGCCCAUCACGCCUUGGCGAUUUGGUUGGUAACGAGAACAACAUCCGCAAGGUAGUGGAGUGGUUACAGUCAUGGUCGCCUGGUUCCGGCCCCGCAUGCGCAUUACUUUCGGGCCCACCCGGAGUUGGCAAGACUACCACCGCAAAACUGGUGGCUGCGGAAUGCGGUUACGAAUGCGUGGAGUUCAAUGCGUCGGACCUGCGCAACAAAUCGGCCGUUGAAAGGAUAUCGAUGCUCGCUACCGGAGGCCAAUCGUUUUCCUUUAAGGGUCAGUGCGAGAUGAAGCGCACGCUCGUGCUGCUAGACGAGGUUGAUGGUAUGGGUGCUGGUGACCGUGGCGGUCUACAGGCAGUCGCAGCUCUGUUACCACGUUCGCUCUGUCCUAUAAUUUGCAUUUGCAACGACCGCCACAAUCAAAAAAUGACCACUCUCGGUAACAAGAGUUUGGACGUUCGUUUUUCGUCUCCUACCCUCGCACAGUUCCGCAACCGUAUGAAGCUCAUUUGCGAUGCGGAGGGCGUUUCCGUGCCGGCUGAAACGGUUGCUCAGCUAUACGAGCAGGGCGGUGGCGACUUCCGCCACGCUUUGAAUGCCAUAGAGUUUAACACGGUGCAUGAGGCCGGCGGGAGUCAGAGGUCGUUGAAUGUGGGCGAUGCCAAAGACAUCGGCCAUACUAAAAACUUGUUUGACGCUGCUGGACGCCUAUUUACCGUGCGUGCCCCGGAAUUAGAGACCAGGUUACGCGAUAUGGAGCAAUACUUCUUCAUUGACUACAACAUGAUGCCACUUAUGGUGCAGGAGAACUACUUGAAAUAUCUUCCGCCUCACCGCGGCGCCCUUCCGAAUCUACAAAAAUUGUCGCGUACGUUUGUUGAAGCCGACAUGGUGGAGGAGUUUUUGAAACGCCGACAGGCAUUUACCCUUCUCCCCGACUUGGCAGCCUUGUCGAGCAUUAUACCAGCGAUGACCAUCGUGUCGUCUGGGGGCACAUGCCGUGAGCGCCUGAUGUUCCCGCAGUUUUUAGGUCGCUUCUCCACAACGUCGAAGAAUCGGAAUUUCUUGAGUGAGAUCGGAAAGCAUUUGGGUACGCGUUCUCUCGUGCGUUCUCACCCCCUUGUGACUGAGGGCUACCUUAACAUAAUGUACAUAAGGAUCAUGAAGGAGCUCGCUGAAGGUGACAUCGAGGCCACUGCCGCACUGAUUGAGUCGUACGGUCUUAACCGCGACCUGGUGGUGGAUGCGCUAUGUUCCCUGCGGUUGAAGUCGCAGGAGAACCUCUACGACAAGGUUGAAACCCGUAAGAAAACGGCCUUGACCAAGCGCCUUAACGAGCAGAGCGUGCGGGUGGCACCUACAAAACGUAAGAAGGAGACAGUAGACCGCAUUGUGGACGAGGAAGAGGCAGAGCCCCCCGUAGCAUCGGAUUCCGAAUCUUCCUCAAGCGAGGGCGAACUUAUCAAAAAGAACCAGAAGCCCGCUAAGAAGCGUGCCACUGCUAAAGCAGCUCCUCGUGGCAAGAAGUGA